Molecule: messenger RNA, 573 nt
Organism: Aethina tumida (small hive beetle)
Lineage: Eukaryota; Metazoa; Arthropoda; Insecta; Coleoptera; Nitidulidae
Exons: 1
Coding region: 1-573 (190 amino acids)
Source: RefSeq, a predicted model, not a curated record
AUGUUUAUCUUAGUCAGUUUUGCUGCUGUUUUAGCUGUAGUUGCAGCCAAACCUAGUGUUUAUGGAGAGAAUGUUCUUCCAUUAUCAGUUCCAGCUGGACCAGUUCAUGUGCCAGCAGUUGUUAGUUCUUCAUUCCGUAAAGAUGUUAUCCAUAAACCUACUGUAACUUCUUACACCGCACCAGCUGUUAUAGGUCACAGAGCUGUUGUUGAUAGUGUUCCAUUGCCAAUUGUAGAAAAGACCUUUGUCCAACCAGCUCCAAUUGUAGAAAAAACAAUUGUACAACCACCACCGAUUGUGGAGAAGACAGUAAUCCAACCAGAAUCCAUCGCUCACACUUACAGAAAAGACGUAAUUGGUAAACCUGUUAUCUCAAUCCAUACUCCAGAAGUCGUAGCUCCAGUAGUAGCUCCACUUGUUGAGAAAACUAUUGUUCAGCCUGCUCCAGUUGUACACAGGACCUUGGUACAACCAGCUCUUACUCAUGCUUAUUCCGGAUAUGUCUCACAUAAUCCAAUUCCUUUGAACCCAUUAGGAGUUGCCCCUCAUUAUAGAAGAAAUUACUAUUGGUAA